AUGAAAAAAAUCAAUAACCUGUAUUGGAUGGCAGCAUUAUGCCUGCUAUUUAGCUGUACCAAACAAAAGAUUAAUGUUCAACCAGCUGGUUCCUCCUCUGCACAAAAUUCAAAACUGACACAAUCCUCACCGAUUGGUGAUGUGGUUGGUAAAAUUACCGUCGGCUACCAGGGCUGGUUUGCUUGUAUCGGGGAUGGGUCACCAAUUAAUGCCUGGUGGCAUUGGGCGCCAAAUGCUUCACAGCAACCUUCAAAUAGCAACAAUGGUAUUAAAUCCUGGCCAGAUAUGCGGGAGUAUACCGCUUCUUAUCAAACUGGCUUUUCUAACCUCGGAAACGGUCAGCAGCCCAGGCUAUUUUCAUCUUACAGUGAUCAGACUAUCGAUAUUCAUUUCAAAUGGAUGGAACAAAAUGGUAUCGACGCUGCAGCUUUACAAAGAUUCAAUCCCAAUGGCUGGGAAGGCCCGGUCAGGGAUGCCAUUACCAAUAAAGUAAAAAUCGCAGCCGAAGCGCAUAACCGCAAAUUCUACAUCAUGUACGAUGUAAGUGGCUGGACAGACAUGCAGGCUGAAAUCAAAGCAGACUGGACUUCAAAAAUGUCGGCCUAUACGGCUUCAUCAGCCUAUGCUAAACAAAACGGUAAACCAGUAGUUUGUAUCUGGGGAUUUGGAUUUGACGACAAUAACCACCCCUGGUCUGCCACUGUAUGUUUAGAGGUUAUCAAUUGGUUCAAAGCAAAAGGUUGUUAUGUGA
Messenger RNA from Tuber aestivum (summer truffle), 751 nucleotides. Lineage: Eukaryota; Fungi; Ascomycota; Pezizomycetes; Pezizales; Tuberaceae. The record is from the annotation of a GenBank genome assembly.